ACCACAAGAAAAUAUAUACGCGGUGAACCACAGCACCUCGUGCCAAAUUCUAACAAUAGAAAAGCAAUGCGACAACGGCAGCUGGGUCUCCUAAGAAAUGCGUAUUCUGCUGAUCUUGUCAGCCGAGAAGUAAGAGCGGCAAGAAGAAAAGCAAUAACUGAAAACAAGGCAUCUGUAGCACCCCGUAGUGCUUUGUAUAGAAGAGAAAACAGGUAUCCACUAGAUAAACGAGGACCAAGCGUAUUGUCUCGAGAGAAAUUUAAAAUGUUGCAACAAAUUCGAAAUGACAACGCGGCAAAUACAACAAAUAUAAUUAAACAGGGAGAUACUCGAGCUUCAUCUGCGCCAGCUCAGGGAAACACGCAGCAAGUUGGUCAUACGCAAACUCAAAAAGAGCAAAAGACUGACUCGACCAACCACCCUGAAUCAACUAAAGUCAACAUACCUAGUGCAUCUGGAACUAUACCUUCAAAUAAUAACCAUAAAGAAAUAAUGAAAGAAAUUCGCGAAAGAUCGAAGUACUUACCAGCAUUGAUGAGCGAAUUCAAACGCAUUCAUCUCAACUUUGGACUGAAUUUCAAUCAAUCUGUCGAUUCUCAAGAACAAACUCGUAUACCAGGAACAAAUCAGAUGGAUCAAAACACUGCUGGACAACUCGCGAAUGUAACAUGUGCGACUAUACUGUCUGCCAUAAAGUCGGCAAGAGAGAAGGGUCAAGUAAAAAGAGGUGAAUAAUGAAUAAAU
Molecule: messenger RNA, 744 nt
Organism: Styela clava
Lineage: Eukaryota; Metazoa; Chordata; Ascidiacea; Stolidobranchia; Styelidae
Source: RefSeq, a predicted model, not a curated record